Pungitius pungitius (ninespine stickleback) is the source of this 5595-nucleotide messenger RNA. RefSeq names its product potassium voltage-gated channel subfamily A member 10. The transcript is spliced from 5 exons. Gene Ontology annotation, biological process: potassium ion transmembrane transport; protein homooligomerization. Gene Ontology annotation, molecular function: protein binding; delayed rectifier potassium channel activity. NCBI's taxonomy places the organism in Eukaryota, Metazoa, Chordata, Actinopteri, Perciformes, Gasterosteidae. The record is from RefSeq and is a predicted model, not a curated record. The coding region runs from base 2334 to 4022 and encodes 562 amino acids. Gene Ontology annotation, cellular component: membrane; voltage-gated potassium channel complex.
ACGAGGUAAGAGGCAGGCGGGAUGGAGCGGCCCAAACCAAGGGCACCCAGGCCUGCCGCAGGUGGCGCCUGGUGUUGUUGCUGUUGUUGUUGUUGUUGUUGUUAGGGAGGAGUGUGUGAGUGCUGGCUCAUGCCCACAGGAGCACGGCGCGUACCUUUCACUGCGCGUAUCAGCUGGUAAUUAGAGCCAAGCGCCGUGGGACCUGAUGCGUCAGCGCAUGAAGCGGGGGCCCGGGCCGCGCCUUGUUAUCACCAGGUGUUCGGAAACAUAAAAAGUCCUUCCCUGCGAUCCGCCACCAGGCCCCACCCGAGAAGACCUGCAGCCGCGCGUGUGGAGGGGAAACGGUGAAAAUAACGGAUACGGAGGUCCGGUGUUUGGUGUGGAAUCCUUGUUUGUCCAGUGAUGAGGACAAACAAGGAAGAGAACAACAUUACUGCCCUCUAGGGGCGUCGUUUCCCAUCUCUCAGACACCCAGGGGUUACACUGACAUGGGGUUAGUAUCGAUUAGAGGCCAAUUCAAAUGAUGUGUCAACCAAUAGAAUAAUCCAAAAAUAUAUGAUCACGAGUAGAGGUCCUUACUACAUAAACAUAUCAUAUAUAUAUAUCUUCAGGUACUAUAAGCCAUGAGAUAGUAAAUAUGAUGACUUGAUGAGUAAGUAGGGUUUUUUUGGAGCAGGUUGGUGUUUAGUCCAGCUGGACCCACUACUGAGGCGGACAUGAUCAGUUUGUCUCUUCAAAGCCUUUCAUUAGACACAGAAGGCAACAACUCAAAUAUCCCAAAUGGGACCAGAGGCCCCAACUAGAGGCCGACGUUGGUCAUGACUGGAUUCAUCCGAAAAGUUACUAAAGAAGAGUAAAAAAAGUCAUUUAAAAAAAAUGAAAGUAAAGUAGAAGUGCAAUGAAACAUGCAAUAUUUUAAACAAGUACACGUCGAUCCAGACGAUCCAGAUUUAUUCUUGAUGGGUUUAAUCUGUAAUCCCUCCAUGUGGAGACAUGACAGUUGUGUUGGGUUUCCAGACACAAUGGGACACAUGUCCACGCCUGCUCCGUCCUCUCGGCCCCACUGAGAGUACACACACACACACACACACACACAAUAGGUGACCAAUGGGCAGACAUGCAACCCCUCUCACAGGGGAGCACACACAGUACCAGGAGACAUGAAGUUAUAUGAAAGACCACAGCAGAGAAAAUCCUUCUGUAAGUCCUUAAGUGGAGAGAGGUCUUCGGGCUGCGGCUCCUCAAACGUCAACGUGUGAUGUUUGUGUCUUCUGACCUGAGGGACGGAGGGAUCGAUGGACAUUUUGAGCCAUGUAUAAUCUCAGCAUCGGAAGCGAGGUGUGGAGAUCCUGUGUCCACUGAGGCGAAGCCCCGGAGGACCUCAUGGGGCUGUCAAAGGGGAACAGUUUCUUCUUCAGCUCCUGGAAUGGAACGGCUUUGUUCACAUGUGAGCUGAGCAUAAAGACUGAAGAGCCAGAGCCAACGGUUCUGAAAAGAGCUUUUGUGCUGGAAAGGAGUUUUCUCUUCUGAGAAAAAAACGGCUGAAAAAAGAAAGGAGAGAGGUGAAAUCCCAAUUAAAAAGAGACUGUCACGGUUUGGGUCCUCUUCCUGUUUUAUUUUGUAGUUUCUUGUCUCUCGUGUCUCUGGGUGAACUUCACUUCCUGCCUUGUCUUGUGAUUGCCUGAUUGUUUCCACCUGUGUCCAAUCACCUGCACCUCCCUUGUGUAUUUAAGCCCCGUGAGCCUGUUGUCCCUCGUCGCGUCAUUGCCUAUUGUCCCUCGUCGUUGGUGCACGUUCUUUAGUUUUGUGUUUGAUUAAAGAGCACUCUGUUCGAGAAAUCCUGCGUUUGAGUCCUCCCUGCAACCGGCUCCAGCUGCUCCCCGACAGAGCCGUUGGAAUGGGCCUGAAUAAGUGGUCCAAUUUAAAAUGACACAGAAAACUAAAGCUCGUUAGGUAGAGCGUCUCCUCGCGUGUGUUUGUCUUCAUUAUGGAUGCUGAUGAAGAGGGAGCCUCUGGCCUCAGCGUCUUCAUCACUGUGUGGAUGACGCUGCUUGUGUUCCUUCCCAAAUCCACAAAGAUCGAAGACCAGCUCUCUGUUUGGGUCUCCACCAACCCUGAAGUUAAACAUCUGGAUCUCCAUCUGCGUCCGCUGGCUGGUUGACGGUGGCGAGUAAACAUCACUGAGAGGACUGAAUCCAAAUGUAGCAUACAGCUGCCUGAAUGAUAACCAGGAGGAGGGGGACCCUGCCAGGAUCUUCAACGUGGCACCGGUCGAGGUGUCCCCUCUGUUUCCUGCUGUCCAACCCGGCUGACAGCUAGCCACCGCGCAGGCCAUGGAGGUGCCGCUCGUAAAUUUUGAGAACAUGGACGACGUUGGCAUCCACCUGGGAGACCCGAGUGACUCCGGGUACCCAACGUCCCCCCCGUCGGAGGCCCCCGAUCCGAAUCUGUUGACCCACCGCCUGAGCUCGCCGCGCCAGUCGCCGGGCAGAGGACGACGCGGGCAUCAUUCUGGUCAAGAGGGGCUGUCGCCGUCCUCUCCCCCGACUCUGACCACCAAAGCGGCCUCCAGCAGCGGAAGCCUGAUCUCCAAUCUGAAGCUCCUAAUCAACAGCGAGUCUCCCACCGACAGCGUCUUCAGUAAGAUGCCGAGGGACUGCUGCGAGAAUGAAGACUUGUUUGAGAAGCACUUCGUUGAAGAAAAGGACGAGAAGGUUGUCAUCAAUGUUUCCGGCCUGAUGUUCGAGACCCAGCUCAGCACGCUGAAUAGGUUUCCAGAAUCGUUGCUAGGGGACCCCAUGAAGAGGAUAAGCUACUUUGACCCCAUGAAGAACGAGUACUUCUUUGACAGAAACCGCCCGUCGUUUGAUGGUAUUCUGCACUUCUAUCAGUCGGGGGGGAGAAUCCGCAGACCAGUCAACGUUCCUUUAGAUGUUUUUGCGAAUGAAAUAGUUUUCUAUGAGUUGGGUCACGAAGCGAUGGAGCAGUUCCGCGAAGACGAGGGGUUUAUCAAAGAGCCUGAGGUCCUAUUGCCCACCAACGAACUCAAACGGCAGUUCUGGCUCCUGUUUGAAUACCCGGAAAGCUCCAGUGCAGCCAAAUUGGUCGCUUUAGUCUCGGUGUUCGUCAUCGUCAUUUCCAUCGUCAUCUUCUGCCUAGAGACUCUGCCAGAGUUCAGGGAGGACACUGACUUUGUCCCGAGUUUAACCCAACUCCUCAACGGGACCCAAUCGGCCACUCAUCCCGCCACCAAAGACGUGUUUGCGUAUCUGACGGAUCCCUUUUUCAUCGUGGAGACCAUUUGCAUCGUUUGGUUCUGCUUUGAAGUUGGUGUCCGCUUUGUGGUGUGCCCCAGCAAAAGGGAUUUCUUCAAUAACAUCAUGAACACCAUUGACAUCGUCUCAAUAAUUCCCUACUUUGUCACCCUGGGAACCGAGCUGGCCACGACGCCCGAUGAGGAUUUGAACUCCAGCCAGAACAUGUCCCUGGCGAUCCUGAGAAUCAUCCGUCUGGUGAGGGUUUUCAGAAUUUUCAAGCUCUCCCGACACUCGAAAGGCCUUCAGAUCUUGGGGCAGACGUUGAAAGCCAGUAUGAGGGAACUCGGGCUUCUCAUCUUCUUCCUUUUCAUAGGAGUCAUCCUGUUCUCAAGCGCCAUCUACUUUGCAGAAGUGGAUGAGCCGCAGACGCAGUUUGUCAGCAUCCCCGACGGCUUCUGGUGGGCCGUGGUGACGAUGACCACGGUGGGAUACGGAGACAUGUGCCCCAUCACAAUUGGAGGCAAAAUGGUCGGCACCCUGUGUGCCAUCGCCGGCGUCCUGACCAUCGCCUUGCCCGUCCCCGUCAUCGUUUCCAACUUUAACUAUUUCUACCACCGCGAGACUGAGCAGGAGGAGAAGCAGGUGAUGGACGCAGCCGCAGAGGCCGCGCAGAAAAUGUCAGCGGCAAACAAGUACGGAAGCACGCCGUCUUUAAACAAAAGUAACGGCACCUGGCAGAGUGAGAAGAACGGCACGCCGCAAUAGAGGAAGCAUGUCCAGGGCAUGAGAACGUGCCCCGCGGUGAGUUCCUCCUUAUUCUCACUCUGUUUUGUACCGUGGACAUUACGACAGUAUUAAAAGGCCCUGUGUGGUGAGACGGCCUCUGAAUGAGGGCGUCCGUCUGCUUGUGGAUGUGUCAAAGUGCAAUUAACACAACUCACUCCAAUGAGAAGAACUCUUUCUUUCAGGGCAAUUUGAAGAAAAAUAUGAUGGCUCACUUGCGUGCGAUUAGCAUUUCAAAUGUAGACGGUUGGAGGAAAGAAAUUGUUAAUUUUGGUCAGAUUGGUCGUGUAGGAUCUACGGUACAUAAAACCACAUUCAUCGAGAAAAUAUACGGGAUGAUCUGGAAUUAUACUCAGAGCUCAGAGUCUAUCUUCCCUUCAUAUUCAGCAAAACUUUAAUAAAACUUGGCUUGACUUUCAAGGGCAGGCGAAGGCGUCCUGUGGAAGAGGACACACAUUGUGUUAUCAGCAAAUCUAUAGUUGUACUCAGCCAGCAGAACUUCUCCACAUGACACAGUGCAACAAUAUCAGGGCGAUAAGUAGUCGGCACCUUUGCACGUCCGUCAUUAGCCUUAUGGAUGCAAAAUGUAACUAUUAUAGUACAUGCAGUAGUUUCAUGCAGCUUUAAAAAUCCCAAUAUAUAUUUCAUGUCAUAUUAUUUUGCACCCUACACCAGAUUAUCACCUUCUGAUAUUAUCACUAUAUGAAUUUGCCCUUUAAAAAGCAUAUCAAUGCCUUCAACUGGAAGCUUAUUUCACAAAUAUCUCUCCUGCUUUGUUGGAGCUUUACACCAUCAGCUGUUGGCAGGGAAAGCACAUUUCUGCAUAGAUGUAUGAGAUGUGUGUGUAUACCAUGUAUGUAUGUAUAUAUGUACAUAUAUUUAUAUAUACAUAUAUACAUACAACCAGACAGAGAAAAAAACACUUUGCACACUUGUAUUUGACCAUAUCUCCAUUUAACAUCUCAAUUGUAUUGCAUGACAUUAUGUGCCGAAAAAAGGCCCAACUCUUAUUAGGAGGAACUGAAUGUUUGACAUAUUCAUCGUACCGAUAUGUCAUGAUCUUUGAAUCGUGUGAUGAUCAAUAUAUUACAUGUGAUUGGGAAACCUCAACUCAAUUUGUGAAAUGAUGACAGCAAGUGAUGCGGUGUGUGUCUCAUCAGGAAAUCGGUUUCUAUGUAUGCAUGCCACGUAUAUAUAUCUUGAAAACUGACUGUAUUUGAGUUCAUUAUAAGUAUGAAUACAGCUUGUACAGGAAUGUCAGCGGACGUAGAUGCAACACAAGCAAGGCCUUUCUAAUAAUCCUGCAAUAUGCAAAUGAUGAUGACGUGUGGGUGGAAAAGCGCUUUUCACCUGUUGAAAGGGCAAUAACGAAUCGAUCCAAAUGAGACGCAAUAAGGUGACAUCAGUUCGUCACCUUGGUACUCAGCACUUUACUAUGCUAUGAAGCACUUAAUAUUUAAGGACUGUUACUGUGUGUGUCAACAUUUUACGGUGUACAGUGUCAGAAUGUUUAAUUUAUUCUCUUAAGAGUGCCUUCCAUUAAACAUGUAUCCUA